This is a messenger RNA of Closterium sp. NIES-65, 6870 nucleotides long. The record is from the annotation of a GenBank genome assembly. NCBI's taxonomy places the organism in Eukaryota, Viridiplantae, Streptophyta, Zygnematophyceae, Desmidiales, Closteriaceae.
AUGCGCUCUGCAUCGCCCGCGAUGCGCCCUGCGUUGCCCCACCUUUCCCCCACCUCAUACGCACCACACCCUCCCUCCCCCUCCCCUCUCCUCUCCCCUCCCCCGCUCCUCCGCGCCCCUCCUUUUCCCCUCCGCCCCACCUCCCCCCUCCUCCGCCCGACUUCCCCCACCCUUCCCCCGGCCACGCCGUCGUUCCUCCGACCAUCCGCGCAAUUUCCCUCAUCCACUCAAUCCCCCGCAUCCGCGCAAUUCCCCCCGUCUCCGCCUCUCCCGGGCACCACUUGCCAUCCCACCAGCACCGCACCUAACCCUUCUGACCAUCCCAACACUCCACCCUCUCCCAACCCUUUCCCCUCUCCUUCCUCGCUUCAACCUUCUUUCGCUCCUACCGCUCCCAACCUUUCCUUCUCUCCUAGACCGUCCCUCGCGCCGCCCACACCCUCGUGGAGCAGCGAGAAGGAAAGGCGAAGCGCAAAGGUAACAGCACCCGGCGCCGCCGCCGCCGCCGCCGUCGCAACCGCCUCUGCAGCACCAGCGUCAGCAGCAGCGGGAGAAGGAGGGGCAGUUGGCGCAGGAGGUGGAGGGGGAGGAGGAGGCGGAGGAGGAGCAGAAGCAGGGGGGAAGGCGAGGAGCGGAGGAAGAGGCAGCAAAGCGGGAGGAGGCGCGGAGGUGCGCCGAGCCGUGGGGCUGUCGGAGCUGGCAAAGGGGAGGGGCGCAGCUGGCGCGAGGGGCGCAGCCGGCAUGAAGGGUGUGGGGGGCACGCAGGGUGUGGGGGGCACGCAGGGUGUGGGUGGUAGCAGGACGGCGACAGGGCAGCAGCGAGAGCGGUGUGCCAAGGCGGCGCCACGCGAUCAGGAAACCUGCCACGAGAGCGUUGCUGCCGUGCCCGCUGCUCCCGCGUCCGCGACCGCUGCUCCCGUGCUCACAGUUUCUCCCGCCGUGGCUUCCCAGUCUCAAAGUCAACCUUCCCCACUCACGCGGAAAGACCUAGACCUGUCCCCACACAUCGCCCCUCGCUCGUCUCACCCGCCUUGCUCCCCCCACGCGCCCUCCUCCCCCUACUCGCCGCGCUCCCCCUACUCGCCGCGCUCUCCCCGCACACCUCACUCCCUCCACACUUCCCGCGCUUCCCCCACUCCUCGCUCCCCACUACGGUCCAUCACCCGUGAUCCGCGCACAAACUCCCCUCUCUCCUCCCCACUCACUCCUCCCCAUCCUCACUCGCUCUUCUCUCCCACCACCACCCCUCCUCGCCCUCCCCUCCCUUCACCCCUCUCCUCCUCCUCCUGCUCCACCCUCCCUGCUCCCCUCUCCUCUCCCUUGGGAUCUCCAGCUCCGUCUCUCGCUCGCCGGGUCUCCACCUCAGCUUCGGGAGCUGGUUCGGCCUCAGCCUCUGGGGGAUCACCCACGCGGAGCUGGAAAGAACGGCCCGAUCCGUCAGGUUUGGCUCAAGGCCCGGGAUCAGGCCCAGCAUUGAGUAGGCUGAGCAGCAGCAGCAAGGAAGGGUGCGAUAACCGUGACGGUCACACCACAAGCAGCAACAGCAACAGCAACAGCAACAGCAACAGCAGCAACAGCAGCAGCGGUGGUAACGCCAGCACCAUCACCGCCACAAACGGCAGCAGCGGUGUGAAGGCAGCAGAGUUCCCAUCGCUCCCGCGCCUGCGCAUGCGCACCCCUCUCUCUCACAGCAUGGACGCCCGCUCGCUCUCCCUCCUCCCCCUCUGCGCUCCCUCUGACGGGAUAAAGCCACGUGGCGCUGCUGAUUCAGCCAGUGUUGACGGUGGUGGUGGUGGUGGUGAUGGUGGUGUUGGUGGUGGUAGUGGGUGUUAUCAUGACCAGUCGAAGCAGCUGAACCCAAACCAGCUGCUGCUGCAGGAGCAGCGAGAAGAGCAGCAAGAAGAGCAGCGAGAAGAGCAGCAGGAGGAGCUUAAGGCGGAGCCGAAGCUACUCCAAGGCAGGCAGCAGCAGCCGGAGGAAGAGAAGUGGCAGCAAUCGCAGCAGCAGCAGCAGCAGCAGCAGAGGAAGGGGCAGGAAAGGCAGCAGAAGCAGCAGGGGGAGGCACGGGUGCGGCGAGGCAGCGUGGCAGUGGACGGCAUGGGCGACUCGUUCCAGGAUUUCAGGAGCCUGCGGCCGGCAGAGUUUGUCCUACGCCGCACAUACUCAGACGUACACGCCUCCUACAGCAUAGACUACCAGGGAGCCCCUCUUGGCACCGGGCAGUUUGGGGUGACCAGGAGGUGCGUGAGCAAGCGCACAGGGGAGGAGCUAGCGUGCAAGACAAUAGACAAGGCGAGCAUCAAGACGCAUGAGGAUGCGGAGGACGUGAGGAAGGAGGUGGCUUGCCUGGAGCUGCUGGCUGGGCACCCCACUGUCGUCACCAUCAAAGAUGCAUUCGAGGAUGCUCAGCAUGUGCACAUCGUCACCGAGCUCCUACCGGGCGGCGAUCUCUUCGACAGAAUCAGAUCGCUCCGCCGCCUCUCCGAGUCGGCUGCCGCCCGCCUGUGCGCCGCCCUGAUCGAGGCCCUGCUGCACUGCCACUGCCGCGGCAUCGCCCACCGCGACAUCAAGCCCGAAAACAUCCUCCUUACAAGCCUCUCCUCCGACUCCGAUAUAAAGCUCAUCGACUUUGGCGUCGCAACAUCCUUCCAACGCGGCGUGCCUUUAACAGACGCGGUCGGGACUCCCGAAUACAUGGCUCCGGAGGUGCUCCGGCAGAGCUACGGUCCCGAGGCGGAUAUAUGGAGCGCCGGGGUGGUGCUUUACGUGGUACUUAGCGGCGCGCCCCCGUUUUGGGGGUCUAAAAGCAAGUCGGUGGUGGAGAGGAUACUCAAGAAAGAGGUGGCAUUCAGAGGGGCCAAGUGGGAGGGCGUGUCGGAGGAGGCUAAGGACCUAGUUGCCCGCAUGCUGGUGAAGGAUGCAAGCAAAAGGAUCGGCGCUCUCGAGAUUCUCGCUCCUAUCGGGUACAACACGACCAUGACGGCUUUAAAGCGCGCCGUGCUCUCGUGGCUGCGCCUCGCGCCGCCUCCCUAUACUCCUCAUGUGUAUUUAAUAGGCUCGCACCCUCUUAACUACUCCCGGCCGCAUCCGUCUCUGGUUUGGCUGGCCCGGCAAUUCCCAAGGCACGUGCACGCUAUAGGCGGAAAAGGGGACAUGGUGGGAGGGGGAAUGCAGGGAGGAGGCGUGGAUGUGACUUAUGACGGUGUGACUAAAAUGAAUUCGCUGUUUGCUCUGGCGAUGCGGGAGCAGCGGGCGGAUGUAGCAGCGGUGAUAGACCCUGACGUGGUGCUCUUGGGGGACGUGAUGGCGGCUGUAGCGCGGCUGACGUGGCAGGAGGAGCAGGAGCGACGGGAGAUGAGGAAGUGGGAGAGAGGGUGGUGGAGGGGAGUGGGGGGGGAGGGAGGGGGAGGCGGAGAGAGAGGAGGAGGACUGUCCUGGUUCCCCAUUGUUCUCGACAAUCUUCCACCGGAAAUCCAGCCGGCCAAUCACAAGCCGCCAGCUGGUGUGGACGAGGCGGGAGUAAGGAGGUUUCUGAGGCGGCAUGCUGAGCUGGACAGUGGCGGGCUGAUCGGGUUUGUGAUGUGGAGCCAGAGACAGUUCCGGGAAGCUUCCUCUGCUGCGAGCAUAGCUGCACAACAAACAGCUACAGCAGCAGCAGUGGGAGGAGGAGGAGGAGGAGCAGGAGGGAUAAGGGGAGGAGGAGGAGGGGAAGGAGGGGAAGGAGAAGGUGAAGCAGCAGGCAAUGUAGCAGCGUUCGACCGAAACGGGUUGCGGGUUUCGUUGUUUCCUGAGCCGAUGCCGCCCUUUUUGUACGGGCGGGGCCCUCAGGGGUGGCAGUGGGUGCUUCGGCAGCUGGCUUGGGCAAGCCGAGGGACGGGUAGUGCUAGUGGUAGCAGCACGGGCAGGGAGGGGGCUGACAGAGGGCAAGAACGAGAAAGGAGGAAGAGAGAGGCACUGGUGGGAGGGGGGGGAGUGGAGGGCAGGUGGGGGCACAGACGAGUGUGGUACUGGAUGGGGGGCGUGGACGGGAAAAGUGCUGCAGUGGAUCGGGGGAGGGGGCUUGGGGAUUAUGCAAUGGCCGAGCAUGACUUGGUGCAUGUGGUUGGUCCGUUGGGUAGGGAGGGGAAGGUGGGAGGGGUGAGUAGGGAGGGUGUGGUGCAUGUGGUUGAUGGCACGGGUGCCGUGUCUGCUGUUCGCAUUGACCCUCACUAUGACUCGGUGAAAGAGGCCGAGCGGGCGAGGGGGGGUGCGGAGCAGGGCAGGAGAAUGGGUGGGGGGGAUGGGGAGAGGGGGAGGAGUGGGAGGUGGGUGGCGCUGCCAGCUGUGCAUAGUGCCACGUGGCAUGGGCAGGUGAAUGAGAUGCUGCUGCGAGGGGGAGUGGGGGACUGGGGGGAAGUACUGGGGGAAGGACGGCGGGAGGGAAGGGGGGAGGGACAGGGGACGGAAGGGGCCGUUGGGGGUAUGAGAGAGGGAGUUGGAGGGGAGGAGGAGGGGGAGGAGGGGGGAGAGAUCGCAUGGGAGUGGAAGAGGUUGGGAGGGGAGCCUACAGUGGCGCAUCUGCGAUGGCAUCUGGCCACGUGCCAUGGGCCCGAAGGUGAACACCCCUGUCUCAUGCGUCGCAUACGCCCUGGCAUCUGCCCCUGUGAACUUGCCCACGCCUCCCGCUGCUCCUCCCUCCCCUCCGCCCCCUUCCGUGCCGGUCCCUACUUCGCCUGCUCCCCUGAACCUCCGCCUCCCCCUCCCCGGCCGGUACUCGCUAUAAGCCUCCCCAAUACCUCGGUUUUGACAUUUGUGAGAACAAAAAGUGCUGUAGCCGGGGAAAAGGGGAUGGAGUCAGUGGGGCGCCUGGAGGGAGGGGGUGAGACCAGACAAGGUGGGGAAGAGGUAGAGGUGGUGCAAGCACGGGGGUUAGAGGAGGUGGUGGGGGAGGUGGCGGAUGGGUACAAGGCGGUGGUGCUUGUGGCGGUCACCUACCACUAUGCCUCCAUGCUUCUCAGCUUCGCUUGCAUGUGGGUGUGUGUUUCUCCUUCCUCCUUUCUCCUCUUGCGCUUUAUGAUGUUUUCCUUCCGGUCUCAUUUUGUCAGGCUCCGCCGUCUCUCAGUGCCCAACCUGCUGGUAGCAGCUCUCGACCCCUCGGCCUACCGCAUCGCUCUCCUGCACGGCCUCCCCGUCUUCUACGACAACACCACUGCAGCACCAGCGUUGCCAAGAGAUGCACAAGGAGCAAACGGAGCACAAGGAGCAAACGGAGCAGAGGGAGCAGAGGGAGCAGAGGGGUUCGGGGCAGGCGGCUGUGCGUUCAACAGCCACUGCUUCCGGCACUACACCAAGCUCAAGAGCCGCGCCGUGCUGCGCGUGCUGCGGCUGGGCUAUGCUGUGCUGUGGAGCGAUGUGGAUGUGGCGUGGUUUGAGAAUGCCAUGCCCAUGCUGUGGCAAUAUGGGGAUGGGGUGCUGGCGAUUCAGGUGAGGAGGGGUUGCGGUGGGCUUGAUGUGGACGUGGCGUGGUCUGAGAAUCCGCUGCCCAUGCUAUGGCAGUAUGGAGAGGGGGUGCUAGCAAUACAGAGCAACGAGCCCGACCCCUCGCUCCCACCCAACGCCAUCCGCCGCAUCAACAGUGGAUUUUACCUCGCUCGCCCCGACCCCCUCACCAUCGCUGCUCUCACUGCUGUGGUCAAGCACGCGGCACACUCACGGCUGUCGGAGCAGCCUUCCUUCUAUGAUGUGCUGUGUGGGGAGCACGGGGAAAGGCGGGUGGGCUCUGAUGCGUGCCAGUGGACCAAUGGCCUGCGAGUAGUCUUCCUGCCGCGUCAGCAGUUUCCCAACGGGGCAGUUUACCAGCUGUGGGGGCCCAGGGAAGGAGAUGCUGGCAGUGGGCAAGGGGAGGUGUUAUCUGGUGCUGAUGGUGAGGGGGAGGUGGUAUCUGCUGGGAGUUCAAGUGCGAGGGACGAGUGUGAAAGAAGAGGGUGUGUGAUUCUGCACAAUAACUGGAUCGCAGGCUACGAUGCAAAGGUGUCGCGCAUGAAGAACCAUAAACUAUGGGGGCACGGCACGAGGGAGGGAGAGGAGGGGCAGGUGUGUGCCACGGUGUGCGGCGUGGUGAAGCGCAUCAACCGCCUGCUCUCCGUGCAGCCGCUCAAGACGUGGUACGUGGCACAAACAGGAGACGUGGUGGUGGGGCGGGUGACAGAGCUCGCCCCCAAGAGGUGGAAGCUGGCUGUGGGGUCGGCGCAUGAAGCACAGCUCAUGCUCUCCGCUAUCAACCUGCCGGGAGGAGCCCAGAGGCGGCGCACAGCAGUGGAUGAACUGAACAUGAGGAACAUCUAUGUGGAGGGGGACCUUGUCACGGCAGAGGUCCAGAGUGUGUUUCAUGAUGGCUCGGUGGUGUUGCACACUCGCAGCGAUAAAUAUGGCAAGUUGUCAGGGGGUCUACUUGUGCACGUCCCCCCAUACCUCGUACGCCGCCUCAAGCAACAUUUCCACAUGCUCUCGCCCUCUGGCCCGCUCCUUGUCUUUGGCUGCAAUGGCUGGCUCUGGGUGGGCCAACCGCCUCCCCCCACCUCUUCAUCCGGCCCAUCUGGAACCCAGGGUGAAGGGGCUAGCGGGGGUGUUGGUGGCGGUGCUGGUGGAAAAGGUGCGGCUGAAACGGCUGUGGGUGUGGAGGAGCGGGAGAGGAUUUGUCGAGUGGCGGCGGCGAUUCGGGCGCUAGAGAGGGGAGGUUUGGCGGUGGAUCCGCCGGCGCUGGCGAGAGUGGUGGAGUGGAGCGUGGCGAUGGGCGUGUCGGUGGCGGAGAUGGGUGAUGAGGAUUUUGUCGCGACUGUUGUGGAAAAGGAGGUGGAGAAGAGGGAGGCUGAUGCGGCGGAGGGGAGCUGA